Drosophila simulans is the source of this 935-nucleotide messenger RNA. RefSeq lists its product as uncharacterized. The record is from RefSeq and is a predicted model, not a curated record. The coding region runs from base 69 to 809 and encodes 246 amino acids. The transcript is spliced from 4 exons. Lineage: Eukaryota; Metazoa; Arthropoda; Insecta; Diptera; Drosophilidae.
ACAUUUUUCAAAUUCGAAAGUCACAUUGAAAUUGAAAGACAAAAUUGGUAGUGAAGCAUUUCAACAGGAUGCCAGUACAGGAAAUUUUUUCUGUUAUGGACAACAUUUACCAUGGAUUGCGCCGCUGCUUCGGACCCGAAAAUCAGAUCGAACACCAGAAGUAUCCAGCUUACAAUGCGUUGAAAAAACUUGGUAAACGACGUCGCAGAGUAUUUAAAAGUAUUCUCGGUUCGAAACAUAUGCGUAGGAAUCAUUUUUCCACCAGCGAAGAAAGCGUCCAAAAUGUGAGUGCCUCAGAACUCAAGGAGUAUUUCGCCAGGCCAAGGUUUCCAGCUCCCAAGACGGUGAGCCAUGAGCCCGACAUAAGCCCUUCGAGUGACCUGAUACAUCGUCGGCGACUCCAAAACCGCCCGCUGAUGUUGAAUGCCUGGCAGGUUCUUCAAGUUCAGUGGGGCGGUUGGUGGCAGAGGUGCUGGCCCGCUCUAGUGGCAGCCAGUAUGCAGAUGAGCUGCGGAUCAUCGGUCCUUUGCCAUUCGCUGUUGGGGUUCUACGAUGACGAGGAAUCAAGUCCACCAAUCGUGGUGCUCACAUAUUACUUUGGCCAGGCGAUUAAGAAGCUUUGCAAGCACGCUAACUUGGCCAUUUGUAGCCAUGGCUAUAGUCCCAAUUAUGUGACCACAUCGGCUGCCAUGGAGCUGAUUGACAUUCGCGAAUUUUUUCAACAUAUUAACAAUGCCCUGGUAGACUUCCUGCUCAGAGCCGCCGAAUCCGGGAUGUAUAUGGGCGAGCAAAUGGAUUACAAUAACUGAGAAAUCCUCCAAAAAAAGGUAUGCGUAAAUAAGCAACAUAAGCUUUAAAAAGACAGGUAACCAGCAUCUAUGAAGGUCUUAUACACUGAAACGAAUAUUUUCAAUAAAUAACUGUUAGGACUAACA